ACCUUGAUGUAUUACGCCUGAGUUGAACUAUCCCACCAGAUUGACAGAAGGGUGGCGGAAAUGCUGAGUUACAGUUCUGCCGGCGUUCACAUAUUUUGUCUCCGGGGAAUUGGGUAAGAGUAUUACGAGGUGGAAAUCGAACCCUAAAGUUGAAAUUUCUGUAGCCACAAGUGAAAUUAGUUGUUGAUAAAGCUCAAAUCAAUAUUAUGGAACACCAAUUUCCGAAUCCCAACAGGAUUUUUGUUUUCUGUUACAGCAGCAGUCUAAUUCAUACGUUAUCACCACUCACAAGCCUGAUAUGUUGUCAUGGAAAGGAACUGCAGAUGGCUAUCAAUUUCUCUUCAGAAACAUUUCUCCUAAUUCUGUCUGGUCGUAGAAAACAAUCUGGAAGAGUGCUGCACCAGAAAAGAUGCAAUGCCGACAUGUGCUGAUCUAAUGAUGAUAAGGUUCAUGCAAAAGAUACCUUAAGGCAGCGAAUCAGACAAACAGAACACUGUACCAACACCGACAACAUUGAUAUAUAAAGUUCGGAUUCCUUGAUGCUGUUCUUCAUUGUGUCUUCUGGCAUUGGAGAUAUUCUCUUUCUCUUUUAAGAUAUUUCCACUGUAAGUGAACGUAAGGGUCUCACAGUACAGCUUUCUGAAGGCUCAAGAUAUCUUGGCCAUUAUGUCGAUCGUGCGUAAUUUUUUUUCAAGCCCCACAAGUUUAUCAUCCGUCGUUCUGACUAUCCUAGCUCUUGUCGUCUACGCUAUAAGCCCCCCUGAUGACUCAUGGGUUGUUGUGGGCGUCAUUGCUGUACAUGUUGUCCCGGUGAUACUAGUCGUUAUGAUAUAUGAAAUUUGUUCUAUACGUCAAGCUAGAGACAGAGCAAGGAUUGCAUCCGUUAACCACUUGAUUGAUUGUGAUGAACUCCAUCACUAUGUGCCUCCAUUAGAAGCAUUUCCCACCAGAAGACGAUUGCAAGACCUGAGGCUCCAAAUUGCUCUUCUAAAUCGUGAAGUUGAUGAGUUUGAACACCAUACCUACGGAGAGUUGUCUUCUGCUAAUAUCUUCGGAAUUCCCUCCAUGAAUGACGAAGAGAUAAAUGCUUUACCUGUUCACAGUUGCAAAGACACUUGUCUAGAAAGUGAGGAUGCACCACCGAAACAGGCCUCAUCUUCUUCAACCUCAGCCUUAGCCUUAGACCAGGAAUCUAUGACAAUAGGUAUGCCAGACGACGAUGGUUCAUCUGAUGAAUUGAUAUGUAAUAUUUGUUUGGAGCCAGUUAUUGAGGGAGACCUUGUUUGUUGCUUUCCAUGUAUCCAUCAGUUUCACGCUGCAUGCCUUGAUAAAUGGCUCGUGUUGAGUUCUUCCUGUCCAGUCUGUAACUUAUGCUGAAGUCAGGAAGUAUGAAAUGGUGUGAGGAAUUACAAAGCUUAAAACUCUAUGUUUGAAGAAUAAAUGAAUUCUUAUAAGAAUUCUCUACUCUAGUUUGCAGACUUAUUGAAGCAGUAUGUAAAAUUAAUAGGCAGAAGCCUAUACUAUUUCCCUUUUGAAGUUGUGUGUAUUUGAAGUUUGGUUUGUU
Molecule: messenger RNA, 1564 nt
Organism: Solanum stenotomum
Lineage: Eukaryota; Viridiplantae; Streptophyta; Magnoliopsida; Solanales; Solanaceae
Product: E3 ubiquitin-protein ligase SDIR1-like
Exons: 11
Coding region: 667-1377 (236 amino acids)
Source: RefSeq, a predicted model, not a curated record